AUCGCUUUUCCGUAGUUCACCAAGUAACCGUGCAGCUGGUGCUUUCAGCGUUCAUGAAUCACUCCCCGCAACUCGACAACUUCUAGGCGUACCACUUGCAAAUGGAAAGAAGCGAAGAUGAUGAUGGUACCUCUUCAAGACUUGGCGCUUAUCCUCGAACCCAAACGUGGGAUGCCGACGAGGAGUACGAGCAGCUCGAUGCCUCUGCCGGCGGUUCGAGUGGUCGGCCUCCCAAGAAGCAGCGUGUUGGUUCCCUCAGCAAUGAACUCUCGAGAAAAGAGCCCAUGAGAAUAGAGAAAUACGCGUCAGACGGCAAAGUCUAUCUCACGAACAAACCUAAAUUCUCCGUCGAAUUACUCCCAAACUCUCACAACCCCGCCGAGAAAGCAGCGGGGAGCCGAGCAACGCCCGACAACGUUCAAUCAAUGCUUCAUAAGCAGCUACGCCUGGCACUGGCCGAAAAUGAAAAGUUGAGGGUUUCUAAUGCCAAAUUGGAGAAAGACAAGGGAAUAAUGCAGGACAAGAUGCGCACUAUACAAAGACACAACGUGGAAUUGAUGACCUUAGCGAAAAGCUUCCGCGCACAGACCCGCAAGACGCGCGACAGCUUUGACGCCCUUGGACAAGGCUCUGUCAGUUAUCCCUUCGCAUCCGCUCCUCCGAUUCACAGGCACCAGGAAGGUCGAGGCUCUCUUACUGGCGUUAGAUCAUACACAGCAGCACCUCCCACCGAGCCACGUUUCCUAGCACGACCUAUGGACAAGAGUUCUUCUACCAUUAUAGGCACCCAAACGCAAGAGAUGGGCCACUCUUUCCAUAUUGAACAUCAAUCUGCAGGUCGCCAUCUUCUCAUCCAAAACAUGCCGCAUCAUGAGCCGGAGAUGGAAGGGCCGUGUAUGGACACAACACAGCAGUCAUAUGUCCCAUCCGAAUGAUCCACCCGAGAUACUCGUCGCGGAUCCUACCCGAGCUCAAAGCCAACUUGGUUCCUCUCAUGACAAGGCAAAUUUCUCUCAUUUUUGGGAACUGAAAUCUUCUCGUCUAUCUCCGAUGGCAUGGAAGCCAUAGUCAGUUUCACAUAAUUGUCCUCCGCCGACCGCAAUAUCUCAAAGCAUAAUUACUCCUGCAUACCACUUCCGUCACCAAUUUACUUACACA
Molecule: messenger RNA, 1158 nt
Organism: Suillus subalutaceus
Lineage: Eukaryota; Fungi; Basidiomycota; Agaricomycetes; Boletales; Suillaceae
Exons: 4
Coding region: 102-935 (277 amino acids)
Source: RefSeq, a predicted model, not a curated record